Molecule: messenger RNA, 3275 nt
Organism: Chara braunii
Lineage: Eukaryota; Viridiplantae; Streptophyta; Charophyceae; Charales; Characeae
Source: the annotation of a GenBank genome assembly
GGCUGGCCUCACGGUACUUGCAUCGAUAGAUGAGCAAAAUUGAAUGAAUCUUGCGCUAGGACAUGGAAAUAUACCCCUACUACACGUGUGUGUGUGUGUGUGUGUGUGUGUGUGUGAGAGAGAGAGAGAGAGAGAGAGAGAGAGAGAGAGAGAGAGAGAGAGAGAGUUUUCCAUCGACGCACCCGUGAACAGGAAGGGAGAGGCAGGCAGGUAAGGGAUGGAGUGAGGAGGAGGGGAAGGGCAGUCAGUGAUGCUGAGCUCCCAAUGGCCAAUGGAGACGGCGCGAAGGGGGAGUUUGUGGGGCAAAGGACCACGCCGAGUGCAAAUGGUGGAGCUGAAUCUAGAAGAGGUAAGGGGUCGCUGAGGAGCAGAGGAGAAGGAGUGCCCGCGGGAGCAAGAAAGGUAGACAACCAGUCUGUGGAUGAUCUUAAGAGGGCCAAGUCCCAGUCUCGUCAGGGAACCGUGUCAGCCGCAGGGCAAACGGCAGGGAAGUGGCGAGAUUACAUGUUCAUGUCCCUUUUGGCGGUUCAGUAUGGUCUGCAACCUAUUCUUUGUGAACGUUUCACAGAUAUGUCCAGUAUGUCUAAGCGGAGCCAGGAGUCUGCCAUGGGAGAAGAUGAAAUUGGGAGGAGGGUGUUCCCUAAGCACUCAGGCAACGAUGACUCUAUGCAAAUCUUCACCAGCGCAAGAUUAGACGGAGCAUCAAGUGUAGGUGUGGGUGGAGGUGGGGGAGGAGGGGGAGGUGGAGGAGGAGGUGGAGGAGGAGGAGGAGGAGGAGGGAGGCCAACAGGUGGAGAUGGAUAUGAAAGCACCAGUAGGGCUGUGCAAGGAUCUAUGUCAGAAUGGCCGACAGGAUCGUCUCGAUACAAGGUUGGUAGUGGUGCUGGUGGUGGCAGAGAUGCGGGAGGGAGAGAUAGGGCAGCAGGUGCUGAUGGAAAUUCGGCCAGUGGAGGCCGAGCUGGAGCUGGAGCUGGAACGACGGGUGGAAACAAUGAGAUCACAUACGUUGAGCCUGUGCAAACGUGUGGAGCAUACUGUUCACGAGAGGAGGCCUUAAAGAAAGAGGAAGAGGCAGGCCGUCUCUUUUUCACAUGCCAUUAUAACGAUGGAGUUGAUCAGCACAUGAUCUGGCUGAUUGGGCUGAAGAACAUCUUCUCAAAGCAGCUCCCAAACAUGCCUAAGGAGUACAUCGUCCGUCUGGUUAUGGACCGGGGUCACAAGUCAAUGAUGAUUAUCAAGGGAGAUCAAGUCGUUGGUGGAAUAACUUAUCGACCUUACAAGAAGCAGGGUUUUGGAGAGAUUGCCUUCUGUGCAAUAACUGCAAAUGAACAGGUUAAGGGCUACGGAACGCGGCUAAUGAAUCAUUUGAAACAGUAUGCUCGGGAUGUAGACGGUCUCACUCACUUCCUCACGUAUGCGGAUAACAACGCAGUCGGCUACUUCACAAAGCAGGGAUUUACAAAGGAGAUCAUGAUGGAGAGAGAAAGAUGGUUUGGAUUCAUCAAGGAUUAUGAUGGUGGGACUCUGAUGGAAUGUGCCAUUCAUCCGAAACUCCCUUACACAGAUUUUCCGGCCAUGAUUCGCAGGCAGCGGCAGGCCCUUGAUGAGAGGAUAAGAGAGCUUUCAAAUUGCCACGUAAUAUAUCCAGGCUUGGAGUUCUCGAGGAAAGAGGCGGGUGUUCCGCGGCGUGUGCUAAGGAUAGAGGACAUCCCGGGGAUAAAUUCAUGGCCGUUUAAGGACCCAGUGGAUUCGCGUGAGGUCCCUGACUACUACGACAUCAUAACGGACCCGAUUGAUCUGAGGACUGUGUCAAAGCGAUUGGAUACGGAGCAGUAUUACAUAACCCUAGAGAUCUUUGCUGCGGAUUUGAAGCGCAUGUUUGCGAAUGCGCGCACCUACAACGCACCUGAGACGAUUUACUACAAGUGUGCGAACAGGCUGGAGCAGUUCUUCUUGCAUAAGCUUCAGGCAGGGAUUCAGUCUACAUUCAGAGGAUCUCAGCAAGGAUGACAACAGAUUGGAGAAGAAGGGGGGGGGGGAGGAUGGAAGAGGAGAGAAGGGAACGGCAGUUACUCUCACUGCGUGCCUUCAUACUAGAGUCCCAUUUGGAACUGUAUAUAAUCCAGUCGCGUUUCCAACUCAUACUGCAGUUCCAAAUGGAACUCAUGCGGCGGUUCCAAAUGGAACUCAUACUGCAGUUCCCAAUGGAACUCAUGCUGCAGUUCCAAAUGGAACUCAAUACCAUCCAACUUGUAUAAACUGACCUUAUGCGAGAGAGAGAGUAGAAACUCCACACUCUGCUCCAUUCCCACCUGGGACUCUAUACUGUUCCACUUGGAACUGAUAGUACAGUUGUCACCAAGUUUACUGCAGUCCCACUUGGAACUCAUGCUGCGGCCCCGCUUGGAAUCGGCACUUCAGUUCUACUUGGAAGUUGGAACUAAGUACCACAGUUGCAGUUGGAACUCGAUAGAACACUGCAGUCCCACUUGGAACUCGUGCAGAAGCCCCACUUGGAAUGCACACUUCAGUCGUACUUGGGACUUGGAACUAAGUACCCUUCAGUCGUACUUGGGACUUGGAACUAAGUACCCUUCAGUCGUACUUGGGACUUGGAACUAAGUACUACAGUGGCUCCUGGGAACUCGGUAUUAGAGUUCCAACUAGAGGUUGGCAAUGGAGUCCUGCUUAGAACUCGGCACACUGGUACCAAGUUCUACCUGGGACUCUACAGGCCCACUUGGAACUCAAUACUAAACUCCCCACUUGGAACUAAGUACCAUAGUCCCACUGAAAACUCGAUAGUAGACUCCCAUUUGCAACUGAAUACCAUAGUCCCAUUUGGAACUCGAUGGAACCAUAGUCCCACCUGGAACAUUGAGUACUAGCCCCAUAGUCCCACCUGGAACAUUGGUACUAGGCCCAUAGUCCCACCUGGAACAUUGAGUACGGCCCAUAGUCCCACCCGGAACAUUGAGUACUAGCUAGGGUGGGGCUAGAGGACAGUGCAGUGCUGCACUGCACUUUGCAUGCAGUAGAAUAUACAUGUCAUGUCAUCACGAAAGAAAGAAAAAAAGACGAAAAGCUAGAGACUGGGAGCUGAAGAAAAGACGGUCACAGCAGAAUCUUUUUUUUUUUGCGGCUGUCAAUUUGGAUCCUUUGCUCCGAAAAAAAAGAAAAAGAAAAAAAAAAGGGAUGCUUUGCUCUGAUGAUCGCCCAGCAAGUGCUGCUGACGAGUGUCUAGCUCUCUUUUGAACCGUUACAUGCUUCCGAUU